GUAUGGAUAAGUCAUAUAUGCCCAUCAGGCGUAAAAAUAUGGAUGUUAAGGUAAAUAACAAUGGUAGUCAUGUAAUUGACAUAUGUAAAACUUUAGGUCUUGCUAUCGUCAAUGGACGGCUCGGUGAUGAUAAUGGUAUUGGAAAUUUCACGUGUUUCAAUAAGAAUGGGGGUUGUAGCACAAUUGAUUAUGCUAUUGUUUCUCAUGAAUUGUUUUAUAACAUACAAAACUUCCAGGUUGACUUAUUUGAUAAGUGUUUAUCGGAUGUUCAUUGUCCUAUUGUUAUGACUUUGCAAUCAACUCAUACACACAACCAAGAAAUUCAUGAUGUUAAUACCAUUUGUGACUCGUCUAAGCCCAGGUACAUGUCUUUUAAGUGGGAUCGUGAAAAUGCAAAUGAAUACUCUGAUAGGCUGCACAGAUUAACCUUACAAUUGUCAGGAAUUGUGGAAAAUAUUCAUGGAAAUGUAAGUCAGGAAUUGGUAGAUCAUUGCUACUCUGAGAUCUGUAACUCUUUUUUACAGGCUGCACAAGAUAUUGGUGUGUGUAAGUGGAAACAGUCAAAUACAGCAAGGAGUCAUAAAGAACAACAUAAUGUGAAUUCGCCAUCACAAUUAUGGUUUGAUGCCGAUUGUGAAGCUGCCCGUAAAGAGUAUCUUAAUUUAAGGAAUAGGCUAAGCAGGAAAAUUCAGCUAGGUAGAAGAUUAGAUGUUCAAGUAACAGAUAUUAAUGUUUUACAAAGUGACUUUCUUAUGGCAAGUAAGAAAUAUAAAAAAUUGCUAAGGUACAAAAGGAGAAGGCAUGGCAAAGACUUUAGUGCCUCUCUACGGUCCUUGAAAAAACAAGGAAACCCUAGAGCCUUUUGGGAUUUAUUAAACAGUAAUGGUCGUCGAACUAAAAGUGCAGUUAAUGUUUCUUUGGGUGAUCUUGUACAGCAUUUUAAAUCUCUAGGAAAUGUAUGUAAAUCAGAGGAUAAUUUAGAGGAAAGGAUGCCUUUGGAUGCUGAUAAUGUGACGAUACAAAAUGAUGGUUUGAAUGAACCUAUCACAUUAGAAGAGGUUGAAUUAAUGGUUAAUAAAUUGAAAAAUGCCAAAGCUUGCGGUAAAGAUUUGAUCAGAAAUGAAUUUUUGAAAAGUUGCCCCUUAGAAAUGCGUAGGGUUAUUGUUGAUUUGUUCAAUAUUGUUUUAGAUAGUGGAAUCGUUCCCUCUGAAUGGUGUAUAGGAGUGAUUAUCCCAAUUUUUAAGAAUAAAGGUGAAAACACAAAUCCAGAUAGUCUUGAAUAAAAGAAUUUCUAGCUUUCUUGAUAGUAAUCGUAUGUUAGGUGAGGAACAAGCUGGGUUUCGUUCAACAUAUUCAACCAUUGAUCAUGUGUUUGUUUUGAAGACUAUUAUCGAUUUUUACCUACAGAAAAGGAAACGCUUAUAUUGUGCUUUUAUAGAUUAUAAAAAAGCGUUUGAUUUAAUUGAUAGAAAGUUUUUGUGGUUUAAAUUGCUAAAAAUAGGUGUAAAUGGCAAAGUCCUAAAUGUUGUUAAAAGCUUGUACAAAUGUGCGAAGUCCUGUAUUUCUGUCAACGGCGCAAUGUCUGAAUUUUUCUCGUGUAACGUAGGAGUUAGGCAAGGUGAAAACCUUUCGCCAUUGCUGUUUGCUGUUUAUUUAAAUGACUUUCAAGAGCAUAUUGCCAAAAUUUAUCCUGGCUUGAAAAUGUUAAAUGAAGAAAUACAAAAUACCUUACAGGGUGACGAAUUA
Molecule: messenger RNA, 1746 nt
Organism: Strongylocentrotus purpuratus (purple sea urchin)
Lineage: Eukaryota; Metazoa; Echinodermata; Echinoidea; Camarodonta; Strongylocentrotidae
Exons: 2
Coding region: 3-1283 (426 amino acids)
Source: RefSeq, a predicted model, not a curated record